Exophiala mesophila is the source of this 1954-nucleotide messenger RNA. RefSeq lists its product as uncharacterized. Gene Ontology annotation, cellular component: cytoplasm. The transcript has 2 exons. The coding region runs from base 526 to 1413 and encodes 295 amino acids. NCBI's taxonomy places the organism in Eukaryota, Fungi, Ascomycota, Eurotiomycetes, Chaetothyriales, Herpotrichiellaceae. The record is from RefSeq and is a predicted model, not a curated record.
UGGUUGUCCUCCAAUUCUGCAUAUCAUAUCAACUCCCCUUCAACUGAUAACAGGUCGUAAUCCAGAGGUUAUUGGCAUACUCUUACAUGGUCAUCUUGGCCUCUGGGUGGUGCACUGUAUCAUUAGACCAACUAUCCUCAUCCAUUUGCAUCGACACACUCACUGGCUGUAUAUAACACGCAUCAUUCCCCUCAAAUCCCCCCCCGCUACCUAUCUCAAAUCGGGACAACUCGGACUACGGAGUACAUUAGUUCUCGAGCACCAAACAGCUCUUGAGAGGACAGUUUCUUAUGAUACCUACCUCCAAGCGAAUGCCAACGGGCUUAAUGAGCUAAGACUCGGACUAAAAAGAUCGAGCUUCUAAUUAGAUGCUUCUCUAGCAUCAACGAUUCCUCGGCCUACCUACAAACUGGGUCUACUCUUCAUGUUCCAGAACUCGAGGUAGGGAAAUCUCAUUGUGGCCGUCCCUUGAUCUUCACCACACCAUCAGUUUCUAGCCAGGCCUACACAACUGAAUCCGAGGCCAUGGAUAAGCAUGUCGAUCGAUUGGCCGACAAGACUUGGGAACUCUUCCAAAAAUGUGACCUGUCUCAACGGCUCUUGAUAGCCAUCUCUGGCAUCCCCGGCAGCGGCAAGACGACUCUGGCGGCCAGUGUGGCAUCGGGCGUCAACAAACGGUACCACCAUGACCAACAUAGCAAAUUCCCAAAUUCUCCCACCUCGGCCGACUCGUCACACCCAGACAUUGCAUUUGUGAUUCCGCUGGACGGGUACCACCUGACGCGCAAGCAGUUGUCAGAGAUGCCCAACGCAGAGGAGGCCAUUUUCCGGCGCGGGGCGGCCUUUACAUUUGAUGCACAGAGCUACCUGGGGCUAGUGGCCAAAGUGCGACGGCCGAUCUCGCCGGAGACGCGGACGAUCUACGCGCCGAGUUUUGACCACAAGGUCAAAGACCCCGUGGCGAACGAUAUAGCGAUCCCGCCGACGGCGAGGAUCGUCAUCUUCGAGGGCCUGUACACGGCGCUAGACGCCGAAGGAUGGCGCGAUGCCUACGCCCUCAUGGACGAAGUCUGGUUCGUCGAAACCGAUAUCGACACCGCCACUGAGCGAGUCGCAAAGCGUAACUUUGCCGCCGGCAUCUCCUCUUCCUUCGAAGAAAGCCUCAAGCGCACCCAGGAAAGUGACAUGCGCAACGCGAUGGAAGUCAUGGCCAAUCGCCUCCCCGUCCAGGAAAUCAUCGUCAGCCAGCACGACGACUCCUGGCUUAGCGAGGACGUCAUCAAGGUCGAGGGUCAGAUCGAGGAGGAAUUUGCUCGUGGCGACUACGAAGCUGACGACGACGAUAUACGGAAAAAGAGGAUGCUGAGAAUGGAUAGCAUUGCUGCGCUCGCCGCCGACGGUGUGGGUAUGUGAAUGUGAAUGGGUACGAGUAUUUUGGUGAUCUAGUACGGUAUCCCACAGAGUGUUGGUGGUUCAGGAGAUUGAAGCAUUUAGACGAGAUCAACACUGCGUGCCUAUCAUGGCCAGGAACCGUCAUACCCGUUAUUUAAGGAGAACUCCCACAACGGCUCACACACACGUCGACACAGCAAGACAAGAUGUAAAGAAUGAAUGACACAAGUCCCACUUCGGGGCAACCAAUUGACGGAUCGAUUGUCACGGCCGUGGACCUGGCAUAACUACAGUAUAACAGAGUGUGACAUGGCCGGAAAAUGGUCAUUUUGCCCUCCCUCUACUCCUCCCAUCGUGACGUUUUCCUUGCGCUGUACAAAAAUUGCGCCGCAUGUCGCCGGUACGAAAAUGGAAGCAUGGCAAAGAAGGGCCCAGCCGUUUCUUUGUCGGUGAUGAUUAGAAAGCCAGGUAUGGCUGUUGAGAAAAGUGGCUUUUGGGUGUGACGUUGGAGGGUGGUAGCGAUGGCGAUGGCGAGGGUGAGAGUGAGAGCGACAGGCUUCGU